GAGCUUGUAAACCCUAGAUCUCAAUUCAUUAUCAUUCUAUUAUUCAUCUUCUCCACAAUACUUGAGCUCAAAUCUCUACAUUUUAUACAUACUUGGAUACCUAAUAAUCCAUCAAUGGUGCUCUCGUUGAGAGAUUAGAGCACAAUCAAGCGAGAAACCCUCCCAAAAAUAUCAAAAACUUCAUCCAAAAUACGAGAACUCAGUCAAAAACGGAGCUGGAAAUGUCAAGAACAAAAAAGAUCAAUCUGAAAAAAUCUAGAUCCAGGUGACAAAAGUCGUUGCAGAGGUCGCCGGACGCCGCCACGGCAGAAAAUUGCCGCUGGAACUCACCGACCUGUUCACUGAUCUCGCCGGCCUUGGAGUUGACGCCGGACGCAGUUUGCUGAAGCUUGCCGCUGCUCCAGUAGGAGCAGAUCUUGAAGUCUCCUGAGCCGGAGCUAUCAUCGCAGUCUUCGAAGCCGCCCUGCAAGCAAACGCCUGCGGAUGCCCCAGAUCUCGCCACCAACGUCGAAGCAUCGCCGCCCAGAUCUCACCGGCACUGCUCCAGGAUGCGCCGUUGCUCCGGAUCUGAUUUCCCAAGGGCGGUCCACCAUUAAUGGCCGUUUGGGAGCUCCUGGAAGGGAUGUUCGACCUCGCGUUCAGGAUUCUCCACCUUCUCCCGUUACAACCAACGCUUGAAGCUUGCUUCUUCGCCGGUGCCGCCAGUCGCAGCUCCGCGAUCGUCUGGUGAGCCCUCCAUUAAUGGCCACAGCAAUUUCCCUGUUCAAAGCUUCCACUCCAGAUCUCGCCGGAGACAGGGCAACGUCGAACGGAGUAGCAGCAGUUCCGACGAGUCUUUUCCACUCUCCGGCGACGCCCAGGGACGAGAAUCUAUGAUGAUUUCACGCACCCUCACUCCUCUGACAGUGACCGAAGACCCACCGCAAAAAUGGCCGACAGAAUGCCCUGCGACCAGCGGCAGAGGUAUCUCCUCCUCCAUUUCUCCUAUCUCAUUCACAGAAGCCAAAGGGAUUUGAUGAAUGGGCCCUAAGUUGACCCAGUCAACUGUUGAAGAUGCUUGGAAACUUUCAGCCAAGAUGGCAGCAGUAGUAAAUCGGUGAUGGGCCACAAUUUCUUCAUCAGCCCACAGUUCAGCCCAUUUCACAGCUAAGUGCCCAAUACUCUUAUAUAUACUCUUAAAAUAUUUAUUAAAUGAUAGUAGUAUAAUUAUUACUAUUAUUAAUUAUAUUAUUUCCACCACCAUUAUGGCGGGUUAAAAAACCCCCGAGGUGGUGAAGACCAUUAUGAGGGAUUAAAAUUUCCCGAGGUCGCUAAUGAAAAUUUAUUAUUGGCGUUAUUAUUUUUAUCAUCGCCAUUAGAGCGGGUCAAAAAACCCCAAAGUGGUGGACCCGAGCUCUAGUUUACUGAACAUCUUUAUUUGAUGAUUUGAAUUAUAUUUAGGUCCAUCGACCUACCCUAGUCACCCUUAUUUGGUGACUCGGACAUCUGAAAAUUAGAGCCGCUACCGGCCGCACAUGGCACUAUGCCCGAGAGCGGUAAACGGUACACCUCGUUCUCGGAAACGCUAAUCGCGUCGCCCAAAAGCCGUUGCCAUGAACAACGCACCUAUUGUAUUCCGCUUAUUUUUUGGAAAUGUAAAUAGAAGAUACCACGUGUCGUAUCAGCAGCCUUCGAGCGAAAGGCUCAGGUCUGCUCCGCUUUGUAUUUUGUAUCAGCGAAGGGCUCAGACCUAGCUGAGAGAGCACAUCGUCCUGGCCCCGUAAGCCUAGAGUGAAACGCUCAGGUAUGGCCGACGAUGUCCCCAGGACGAGGGGCCCGCAAACGGCCCGCGUCUUGAAAUGGGAAGUUCACCGCGUCGUCCACGCGCCAGAUCGCAGGACGACAGGCCUGAAAUCAUGGCCGAGGUGGCAAAAUCCCCCCACUCAGGGUUGGGCAACGGCAGCCGUUGGAAACCAACCAAAAGUCUAGCCCGCGUCAUAAAUAGGCGACGGGACCCCCCUGAGAUCACGGACGUUAUAAACGAAGUCCGAACCGGCCGAAGGACGAGCACACCCUUCGGCCGAAGCCUGAAAGAAGGAUACUCCCCGAAAUAAGGAAUGGAAACGGAAAUGAAAAAAAAAAGGAAAAAGAAAAAAAUAAAAGAGGGAAGCCGAGGACCGCGCGCACUUGCCGACCUCGAGCAACAAAAAAUGAAAUCCCCACAACAAUACUAAGUACAUAUCAGGCAAAUAUUACACAUUAUGGACGAAGCAAGACCAUACAUGCGGCUUAGACGAGCGCCCAGCGCCGUCCCUCAUCUUAGACGAGCGCCCAGCGCCGUCCCUCAUCAUAGACGAGCGCCCAGCGCCGUCCCUCAUCUUAGACGAGCGCCCAGCGUCGUCCUCCAUUUGUAGACGAGCACCCAGCGCCGUCCCUCAUUUUCAGACGAGCGCCCAGCGCCGUCCUUCAUUUUUUAGACGAGCGCCCAGCGCCGUCCAUCAUUUUCAGACGAGCGCCCAGUGUCGUCCCUCAUCUUAGACGAGCGCCCAGCGCCGUCCUCCAUUUGUAGACGAGCGCCCAGCGCCGUCCCUCAUUUUCAGACGAGCGCCCAGCGCCGUCCUUCAUCUUAGACGAGCGCCCAACGCCGUCCCUCAUCUUAGACGAGCGCCCUACGCCGUCCUUCAUUCUUAGACGAGCGCCCAGCGCCGUCCCUCAUCUUAGACGAGCGCCCAGCGCCGUCCUCCAUUUGUAGACGAGCGCCCAACGCCGUCCCUCAUUUUUAGACGAGCGCCCUGCGCCGUCCUUCAUUCUGAGACGAGCGCCCAGCGCCGUCCCUCAUUUUCAGAUGAGCGCCCAGCGCCGUCCCUCAUCUCAGACGAGCGCCCAGCGCCGUCCAUCAUCUCAGGCGAGCGCCCAGCGCCGUCCAUCAUCUCAGACGAGCGCCCAGCGCCGUCCCUCAUUCUCAGACGAGCGCCCAGCGCCGUCCAUCAUCUCAAGACCGGCUUCCUCAGCGCCGAGAGUCUUCAGCUAGCGAUCGGGCUCGCCAUCCCUUCCCGGAGGGUGACCAUCGCCUUUAUAUGAUGAUCCGCUUCAUCAGCGCCUCGUCAUCAUAUUAUAGGACCGGCUCCUCAUCGCCGUUGUCCUCACAUCACGGCCGGCCCCUCGGCCUCGGCGUGAUCAUCUAUCUCAAGACCGGUUUCCUCAGCGCCGCGAGUCUUGAGCCAGCAAUCGGGCUCGCCAUCCCUUCCCGGAUGGUGACCAUCGCCUUUAUAUGACGAUCGACUUCACCAUCGCCUCGUCAUCAUUUAUUUGGACCGACUCCUCAUCGUCGUUGUCCUCACAUCACGACCGGCCCCUCGGCCUCGGCGUGAUCAUCUAUCUCAAGACCGGCUUCCUCAGCGCCGUGAGUCUUGAGCUAGCGAUCGGGCUCGCCAUCCCUUCCCGGAUGGUGACCAUCGCCUUUAUAUGACGAUCGGCUUCAUCAGCGCCUCGUCAUCAUAUUAUAGGACCGGCUCCUCAUUGCCGUUGUCCUCACAUCACGGCCGGCCCCUCGGCCUCGGCGUGAUCAUCUAUCUCAAGACCGGCCUCCUCAGCGCCGCGAGUCUUGAGCUAGCGAUCGGGCUCGCCAUCCCUUCCCGGAUGGUGACCAUCGCCUCUAUAUGACGAUCGGCUUCAUCAGCGCCUCGUCAUCAUAUUAUAGGACCGGCUCCUCAUCGCCGUUGUCCUCACAUCACGGCCGGCCCCUCGGCCUCGGCGUGAUCAUCUAUCUCAAGACCGGCUUCCUCAGCGCCGCGAGUCUUGAGCCAGCGAUCGGGCUUGCCAUCCCUUCCCGGAUGGUGACCAUCGCCUUUAUAUGACGAUCGGCUUCACCAUCGCCUCGUCAUCAUUUAUUUGGACCGACUCCUCAUCGUCGUUGUCCUCACAUCACGACCGGCCCCUCGGCCUCGGCGUGAUCAUCUAUCUCAAGACCGGCUUUUUCAGUGUCGUGAGUCUUGAGCUAGCGAUCGGGCUCGCCAUCCCUUCCCGGAUGGUGACCAUCGCCUUUAUAUGACGAUCGGCUUCAUCAGCGCCUCGUCAUCAUAUUAUAGGACCGACUCCUCAUCGCCGUUGUCCUCACAUCACGGCCGGGCCCUCGGCCUCGGCGUGAUCAUCUAUCUCAAGACCGGCCUCCUCAGCGCCGCGAGUCUUGAGCUAGCGAUCGGGCUCGCCAUCCCUUCCCGGAUGGUGACCAUCGCCUCUAUAUGACGAUCGGCUUCAUCAGUGCCUCGUCAUCAUAUUAUAGGACCGGCUCCUCAUCAUCGUUGUCCUCACAUCACGGUCGGCCCCUCUGCCUCGGCGUGAUCAUCUAUCUCAAGACCGGCUUCCUCAGCGCCGCGAGUCUUGAGCCAGCGAUCGGGCUCGCCAUCCCUUCCCGGAUGGUGACCAUCGCCUUUAUAUGACGAUCGGCUUCACCAUCGCCUCGUCAUCAUUUAUUUGGACCGACUCCUCAUCGUCGUUGUCCUCACAUCACGACCGGCCCCUCGGCCUCGGCGUGAUCAUCUAUCUCAAGACCGGCUUCCUCAGCGCCGUGAGUCUUGAGCUAGCGAUCGGGCUCGCCAUCCCUUCCCGGAUGGUGACCAUCGCCUUUAUAUGACGAUCGGCUUCAUCAGCGCCUCGUCAUCAUAUUAUAGGACCGUCUCCUCAUCGCCGUUGUCCUCACAUCACGGCCGGCCCCUCGGCCUCGGCGUGAUCAUCUAUCUCAAGACCGGCUUCCUCAGCGCCGCGAGUCUUGAGCUAGCGAUCGGGCUCGCCAUCCCUUCCCGGAUGGUGACCAUCGCCUUUAUAUGACGAUCGGCUUCAUCAGCGCCUCGUCAUCAUAUUAUAGGACCGGCUCCUCAUCGCCGUUGUCCUCACAUCACGGCCGGCCCCUCGGCCUCGGCGUGAUCAUCUAUCUCAAGACAGGUUUCCUCAGCGCCGCGAGUCUUGAGCCAGCGAUCGGGCUCGCCAUCCCUUCCCGGAUGGUGACCAUCGCCUUUAUAUGACGAUCGGCUUCAUCAGCGCCUCGUCAUCAUAUUAUAGGACUGGCUCCUCAUCGCCGUUGUCCUCACAUCACGGCGGGCCCCUCGGCCUCGGCGUGAUCAUCUAUCUCAAGACCAGUUUCCUCAGCGCCGCGAGUCUUGAGCCAGCGAUCGGGCUCGCCAUCCCUUCCCGGAUGGUGACCAUCACCUCUAUAUGACGAUCGGCUUCACCAUCGCCUCGUCAUCAUUUUUUUGACCGACUCCUCAUCGUCGUUGUCCUCACAUCACGACCGGCCCCUCGGCCUCGGCGUGAUCAUCUAUCUCAAGACCGGCUUCCUCAGCGCCGAGAGUCUUGAGCUGGCGAUCGGGCUCAUCAUCUCUUCCCGGAUGGUGACCAUCGCCUCUAUAUGACGAUCGGCUUCACCAUCGCCUCGUCAUCAUUAUUUGGACCGACUCCUCAUCGUCGUCGUCUUCAUAUCACGAUAGACCCCCUCGGCCUCGACGUGAUUAUUUAUCUCGAGACCGGUGUUAGUCAUCCCUUCCCUGAUGGCGACCGUUGCAUGGAUCUUCGGACCGGCCCCUCAGUGCCUUCGUCCUCAUAUCAUGACCGGCCCCCUCGGCCUCGACGUGAUUAUUUAUCUCGAGACCGGUCUUAGUCAUUCCUUUACCGAGUGACGACCGUUGCAUGGAUUUUUGGACCGGCCCCUCAUCGCCGUCGUCCUCACAUCAUGCCCGGCCCCUCGGUCUCGGCGUGAUUAUCUAUCUCAAGACCGGCUUCCUCAGCGCCGAGAGUCUUGAGCUGGCGAUCGGGCUCACCAUUCUUCCUGGAUGGUGACCGUUGCCUCUAUAUGACGAUUGGCCCAUCAUGGCCUCGUCAUCAUUUAUUGGAACGGCUCAUCAUCGCCGUCAUGCUCACAUCGCGGCAGACCCCUCGGUCUCAACGCGAUCUUGAGCUAGCGACUGGGCUCACCAUCCCUUCCUGGAUGGUGACCAUCGCCUCUAUAUGACGGCCGGCUCAUCAUUGCCCCGUCAUCAUAUUUCGGAUUGGCUCUUUUCAUCGCCAUCCGCGCAUCACGACCGGCCCCUCGGCCUCGGCGUGACUAUCUAUCUCAAGACCGGUCUUAGUCAUUCCUUCAUCGGAUGGCGACCGCUGCUUGGACUUUUGGAUCAGCCUCAUAGUGCUGACGACCCCGCAUCACGAUCGGCCCCUCGGCCACGACGUCACACCCUAUCCCAACACCGGCUUCAUCAGCGCCGAGUGUGUUGGGCUAGCGAUCAGGCUCACCAUCCCCUCCUGGAUGGUGACUAUCGCCUCUAUAUGACGAUCGGCUCCAUCAUCGCCUCGUCAUCAUAUUUCGGACUGGCUCCUCAUCAUUGUCAUCCGCACAUCGCGAUCAGCCUCUCGGGCGCGACGUGAUUAUUUCUCUCAAGACCGGCUCCCAGCGCCGAAGUCUUGUUAUAGCGAUUGGGCUCGCCAUCCCUUCCCGGACGGCGACCGUCGCCGCUAUAUGACGCACGGCUCAUCAUCGCCUCGUCCUCACAUUUAGACCGGCCCCAGCGCCGAAGUCCUUAUCUAGCGACCAGGCUCGCCAUUCCCUUCCUGGAUGGUGACUGUCGCCUUCAUAUGACGCAUGACUUAUCAUCGCCUCGUCCCCAUAUUCGGACCGGCUCACCAGCGCCAUCGUCCCCAUAUUCGGACCGGUUCGUCAGCGCCGUCGUCCAAAUAUUCGGACUGACUCAUCAGCGUCGUCGUCCUCAUAUUCAGACAGGCGUCCACCGCCUCGUCCCCCUAUUCAGAUAUAGCGAACAUCUUGCGGUCUCCGGCCGAAAGGCAAAGGAGCCCAGAGUUCAGCCAUAUAUCGCUCCGUCAUCUUUAUUUGAUGACGCGAAGCUCAUUUGUAGGCCCAUCGGCCAUAUAUCGCUCUGUCAUCUUUAUUUGAUGAUGAAGAGCUCAUUUGUAGGCCCAUCGGCCAUAUAUCGCUCUGUCAUCUUUAUUUGAUGAUGAAGAGCUCAUUUGUAGGCCCAUCGGCCAUAUAUCGCUCUGUCAUCUUUAUUUAAUGACGAAGAGCUCAUCUACAGGACCAUCGGCCAUAUAUCGUUCUGUCAUCUUUAUUUGAUGAUGAGGAACUCAUUUGUAGGCCUCUGAGCAACAUCUUGCUGCGUCAUCUUUAUUUGAUGACGCGAAGCUCAGUUGCAGGCCCAUCGGGCAUAUAUCGCCUCGUCAUCUUUAUUUGAUGACGCGAAGCUCAUUUACAGGCCCAUCGGCCAUAUCUCGCUCCGUCAUCUUUAUUUGAUGACAUGGCGCUCUCAUAUAGGCCUCUCUCGGCCAUACAUCACCCCGUCAUCUUUAUUUGAUGAUGUGGGGCUCUCAUGUAGGCCUCUCAGCCAUCCAUCGCCCCGUCGUCUUUAUUUGACGACGUGGAGCUCUUAUGCAGGCCCCUCGGCCGCACCAUCGCCCCGUCGUCUUUAUUUGACGACGUGGAGCUCUUAUGCAGGCCUCUGAGCCAUACAUCACCCCGUCAUCUUUAUUUGAUGACGUGGAGCUCUUAUGCAGGCCCCUCGGCCGCACCAUCGCCCCGUCGUCUUUAUUUGACGACGUGGAGCUCUUAUGCAGGCCCCUCGGACGCACCAUCGCCCCGUCGUCUUUAUUUGACGACGUGGAGCUCUUAUGCAGGCCCCUCGGCCGCACCAUCGCCCCAUCGUCUUUAUUUGACGACGUGGAGCUCUUAUGCAGGCCCCUCGGCCGCACCAUCGCCCCGUCGUCUUUAUUUGACGACGUGGAGCUCUUAUGCAGGCCCCUCGGCCGCACCAUCGCCCCGUCGUCUUUAUUUGACGACGUGGAGCUCUUAUGCAGGCCCCUCGGCCGCACCAUCGCCUCGUCGUCUUUAUUUGACAACGUGGAGCUCUCGUACAGGCCUCUCGGCCCAUCGGCCUUACGUUCUGGUCAUCUUUAUUUGAUGAACCAGACAUCAUAUUGUGGACGGUCGCUCGACCCAUCCCUUAGUCAUCUUUAUUUGAUGACUAGGACUACUGAUCAUGAUGAGCUACCCACAUCUAGAGAUUGGCAUCGACCAUCCAGCAGACGGGCACCGCUACAGCUCCAUCUCCAGGCCGAAGGGCUCGCACCUUUUGUUUCAUUUUGGGGGCAUCCGGUGUACUCUUUUUCCCUCAUUAUGAUUUUUUCCCACAGGGUUUUUCCUAAUGAGGUUUUUAACGAGGCAUCUCCCCAUCGUGGAUCAAAAGGUGUCAACCCUCGGCCCCCUGUUGAAGACAUCAUCUGACACGCAUUACUCUACUCCUCUUCACCUCAUUACACUCGCCUCAAGGAGUGGGGGACUGGAAGAGCGGGGGACUUAGCGCCUCCGUUAACCAAAGAAGCAGAAAUUCAAAUUUUUGUUCAUGAAGUUUACUCACCAGACGGCGACAGAUCAGCACACAGUUCUACUCUCUUUCACCUCGAAUACUCUCGACUCAGAGAGUGGGGGACUCCUGAUAGAGUAUAUAGACUCGGACCCCCGGGUCUAACCAAAGAUGUCAUGCUCAUUUCAAAAUGUCAUAUCAAU
Molecule: messenger RNA, 8539 nt
Organism: Cuscuta europaea
Lineage: Eukaryota; Viridiplantae; Streptophyta; Magnoliopsida; Solanales; Convolvulaceae
Source: the annotation of a GenBank genome assembly